ACAGAAGGUAUUUAAGCUGGGGCUGCCUCUCUGUAUCAAUCAACCCACAGGAGGGAGUUGCCAGGACAGCCUCUCUCAUGGACAUAGGAGUGGGUGCCAGUCGUGGGCUUCAUCCUGUCCCUCCACGAGGCACUGUUGACCAUGAUGGUCCCCUCCUCCUGUAUGGCAUUAAGGGAUCUAGGGCAGCCUUCAUAUCUGGCCACCCCCACCACUGUGGGUAAACUAACUCUCGGAGCCUCCUAAUCUGAAAAUAAGGGUAACAUUAGUGGCCACCCUCCCACACCCCAGGGCUGCUGUGAGGUUGAAAUCCAUGAUCAUCCCAGUGGGCAGUUGGCAGAUGGUAUGGAUGUCACUUAUCAGCAUGUGUGAGCUCAUUAGCUACCUGGUCAUGAGCUGUAGUGAGGGGGCAGCCAAGGUGUGGGAGCCUCCUCUGGGGAGGGAGGGCCCAAGGUGGACUGCUGGCCUAGGGGCUCAUGGCUGCCAGGGCAGGAAGGCCCUUGGGCCAAAAGCUGGGUUGGCAGCCAUGAGGGCCACGUGUCUCAAGUCUGCACUCCCCUCCCCAGAUGUGGAAUGCUGUCAAGGCUGUCCUGUUCAGGGCUUGGAAACAAUGGAAGGUGUGUGGUGCUGGAAAGAGCAGGGCAAGACUGCCUGCCCUCUCACCUCCCUCCCUCCCUCUCAGUGGCUCCUGUCCUCUUCCACUCAGGACUGUGUCGUGCCCAGUGCCCUUUGCCACCCAUUCAUAGCCUUGGCGGCCUAAGAAGGGGAGCCAGCGUGGUCUCAGCCCCACCCCGGGGGAACUCAGCCUUCCAUAGUCAGCUCUGGUCCAACCCUCAGCUCCACCACUGAUUAUGAGCUCAGAGUAAGCGAGGAAGAUGUCCAGUCCUGGAGUCAACGGCGACCCCAAGCCCCCAUGCUUGCCUCGAAACGGUCUGGUGAAGCUGCCGGGCCAGCCCAACGGCCUGGGCACAGCCAGUAUCACCAAGGGCACGCCAGCUGCCAAGAACCGCCCCUGCCAGCCACUGCCCCCGCCCACCCUCCCACCACCCAGCCUGGCUGCCCCAAUGCCCCGGGCUGCCCUGGCUGGGGGCCUGUGUCCCCCAGCAGGGCUCCCCCUUGGGGGACCAGCCUCAGCCCCAGUACCCGGACCCCCAGUGGAGCGGCCACCACUGGCCACAGACGAAAAGAUCCUCAAUGGUCUCUUCUGGUACUUCUCGGCCUGCGAGAAGUGUGUGCUGGCCCAGGUGUGCAAGGCCUGGCGGCGCGUGCUCUACCAGCCCAAGUUCUGGGUGGGCCUCACACCUGUGCUGCAUGCCAAGGAGCUCUACAAUGUGCUGCCUGGUGGUGAGAAGGAGUUCGUGAACCUGCAGGGCUUUGCUGCACGUGGCUUUGAGGGUUUCUGCUUGGUUGGCGUUUCCGAUCUGGACAUCUGUGAGUUCAUCGACAACUACGCCCUCUCCAAGAAGGGUGUCAAGGCUAUAAGCCUCAAGCGCUCUACCAUCACUGACGCUGGCCUGGAGGUGAUGCUGGAGCAGAUGCAGGGCGUGGUGCGCCUCGAGCUGUCAGGCUGCAAUGACUUCACUGAGGCGGGGCUGUGGUCCAGCCUGAGCGCACGCAUCACCUCACUGAGUGUGAGUGACUGCAUCAACGUGGCUGACGACGCCAUUGCGGCCAUAUCACAGCUGCUGCCCAACCUGGCGGAGCUGAGCUUGCAGGCCUACCAUGUGACGGACACGGCGCUGGCCUACUUCACGGCACGACAGGGCCACAGCACGCACACUCUGCGCCUGCUGUCCUGCUGGGAGAUCACCAACCACGGCGUGGUCAAUGUGGUGCACAGCCUGCCCAACCUCACUGUACUUAGCCUUUCCGGCUGCUCUAAGGUCACCGACGAUGGUGUGGAGCUUGUGGCCGAGAAUCUGCGCAAGCUGCGCAGCCUCGACCUCUCCUGGUGCCCGCGCAUCACAGACAUGGCUCUGGAGUAUGUGGCCUGCGACCUGCACCGCCUUGAGGAGCUUGUGCUGGACAGGUGUGUACGCAUCACGGACACUGGCCUCAGCUAUUUGUCCACCAUGUCGUCCCUCCGCAGCCUCUACCUGAGAUGGUGCUGCCAGGUGCAGGACUUCGGGCUGAAGCACCUCCUGGCCAUGAGGAGUUUGCGUCUCCUGUCUCUGGCAGGCUGCCCGCUGCUGACCACCACCGGACUGUCGGGCCUGGUGCAGCUUCAGGAACUGGAGGAGCUGGAGCUGACCAACUGCCCCGGGGCCACCCCCGAGCUCUUCAAGUACUUCUCGCAGCAUCUGCCCCGCUGCCUCGUCAUCGAGUAGCGCGGAGCCUCCUCGCCCCCGUCGCAGGAACCCGCCACGCUCUGGGCGGAGACGCGGGGGCACCGCUGAGCCCCAUCUCCUUGCCAUGCCCUCAGGGGAGCCCCCACACCCAGCGCGGGAGCCGGGACAAACCGAGGGAAAGCUCCGCCCCGCUCCCCUCGGCCCCUCCGCUCCUUUCCUGGCCCCGCCCGGGCAGGAAGGGGCGGCGGGCGGGGCCAGCCCCACGCACGCACGCACGCACACUCGGGGAUUUGUGCAUGCCCCUCGUGCCCGUCCUGCACGCCCACCCUCUACCACGCCGCAGCCGCCUCCAUCAUUCGCCCGCCCGCUGGGGGUGGGAGGGCCAGGCCUGAUCCUGGGGUGGGGAAGCAUUUUAAGCUCGCCAGAGGGCCGUCCUUACAGCCUUCCUCGCCACACCCUACUGCCUCUCAGCUGUCCCCCUAUCCCGGGCAGGGCCCAAGGGGAUUGAGGGGGGCUGGGUCCCCCAGGACACAGUGGCCCAGAAGAGCCCCAUGGGUUGCCCGCAUCUUCCACCGCAUCGCGCCUGGAUUCCUCUGAGGGUUGCGAAGGGAAACAGGCCACCGCCAAAGCCAUGGCCCGCUGAGGAGCCCAAGUCCCACUUGCCCUUCCCCCCACCUCAUGCCAGCUUGACCCAAGCAACAGCAACCUCCCCUCUUGCCACUGUGUGAAGCAGUCCUGCUUGCCCCACCCCUACCCGCAGGCCUACAAGUCCUUGGGGCCCUGGCCAGGCUGGGGCAGAACUGGGUUGAGAAAGAGGCAGAGUGGAUGACAAUGACCUUGGUAUAAUCAAAAUUAGCCCAGCCAGCAACAGUCCACCUCAACCCAGAGGUGGUACAGAUAACUUGAGAGACCCCAAACUGGAGCAACCCUCAGGGCCUGCAGGCCUUGGGAGCAGUCCUGUGUGGACCAUACACUGCAACCCCUGUAGCCAGCUGGGCCCAGGCCCCUCAAUGCCAACCACACUUCACCCUGGGCAGGUUACUGUCAGGUGGAAGCCAGAAAAGUGGACCCCAGCCAAGGCUCAGGGUCAGCUCCAGCCAGCGACUGCUAUCUUCCAAGUGGCCCACACAUCCUCAGCACCCAGAGGAGGAAGGGCUCCUUUCUAGCUGCACCCCGACCCAAGCUUCCCAAACUUCUGCUUGCCCACAUGGGCUCUGACUGUGUUCUGUCCAAUCCCAAGACAUUUGGAAGUCCUAGGGGAUGCUGGCACAUCUUGGCAAUUGCUGAGGAGGGGGCUGGGACCCCUUUCCAUUCCAACCUUGAACCCCAGGAGAUACAACACCCACACCUAAUCUUGGGACACCCCUGCCCCCAUCUGGUUGGAAGAGAGUAACCAGUUUCCAGAGAGUGAGAGAGAAAGAGCGAGAGAGAAAGAGCGAGCAAGAGAUGCUACUGAAGCAGAGAAACAGUUCAACAGCCCAAAGAUCUCUCUGCCCCUGGAGUGCCAGCAGGAGGCUCCUGGGUUGAGGUGGUCAGGAGCCAGUUUCUUCAGCCCUUCUUCCCCACGGUUCCCUAGUGGGGAGGUAGCAGCUGUUCAUUUGUCCAAAGUAUUAAUGCAACUGAAGCUGUGAUAUUUCCAACGACUGUAGGAGGAAAAUUUAAGGGGAGAGAGGAAAACAAAACCAACCAACCCCUAAAAUCAUUUUCUUAUUGUACAUAACGACCUCAUUCUCCUGUAUAUGCGGAAGAUAUAACCUUAUAUUUGGUAAGUGUUUCUUGUGCUAUUUUAUCACGUGACCCGUUUAUAAAAAUAUAUAUUAAAAAAAGUUGUAAAAACA
Molecule: messenger RNA, 4123 nt
Organism: Pteropus alecto (black flying fox)
Lineage: Eukaryota; Metazoa; Chordata; Mammalia; Chiroptera; Pteropodidae
Gene: FBXL16
Product: F-box and leucine rich repeat protein 16
Exons: 7
Coding region: 873-2324 (483 amino acids)
Biological process (GO): SCF-dependent proteasomal ubiquitin-dependent protein catabolic process
Cellular component (GO): SCF ubiquitin ligase complex
Molecular function (GO): protein binding
Source: RefSeq, a predicted model, not a curated record